AUGGAGGAGGCGCGGAGAGGCAGCCCCGCACCUUCGCACGCGAAGGAAGAUGAGGACGCCGGAAAGACCAGCAAAAUCGAGACAAUUGGUGAAAAAAUCGACAGCAGACAUGGGGGCGACGACCGGGCCUCGCCGAAUGGCAAAGCCGAAAAUGGAACAGAACGGCGCAAGGACGAUCGCGAGCGACGGGAUCGCAAGGAUAGGUCGGGCGACAAGGAUAAAGAUCGGGACAGGGACAGAGAUCGCAAAAGGCGAAGCAGAAGCCGCGAG
Messenger RNA from Acanthamoeba castellanii str. Neff, 270 nucleotides. RefSeq lists its product as uncharacterized. The transcript has a single exon. The record is from RefSeq and is a predicted model, not a curated record. The annotation marks the transcript as partial. NCBI's taxonomy places the organism in Eukaryota, Discosea, Longamoebia, Acanthamoebidae.